Orussus abietinus is the source of this 9225-nucleotide messenger RNA. Its product is annotated as protein stoned-B. Gene Ontology annotation, cellular component: synaptic vesicle; AP-2 adaptor complex. Gene Ontology annotation, molecular function: clathrin-cargo adaptor activity. The transcript is spliced from 12 exons. Lineage: Eukaryota; Metazoa; Arthropoda; Insecta; Hymenoptera; Orussidae. Gene Ontology annotation, biological process: intracellular protein transport; clathrin-dependent endocytosis; regulation of endocytosis. The coding region runs from base 158 to 6412 and encodes 2084 amino acids. The record is from RefSeq and is a predicted model, not a curated record.
CAGCCGUCGCCUCGGAAGGCACCUCCGCCCUCCUCGGCGGGCUGCUCCACGGCGGGACCGGCCAGGGGAUGACGCGGACCAGCACGACCCACCGCCGACCGAUGUGACCGAUGAGGCUCAAUUUAGGCCUCCACCACUCCGCGUUAGCUCCCAGAGGAUGCACAAGCUAGCCAAGGGCCUGAAGAAGAAGAAAAAGCAGAAGAAGGGCAAGAAGGGGGCGGAGGAGGACGAGUUCGACCCGGAGGAGCUCGAGAGGUACCGCAGGGAGCGGGCGGAAGCCCAGCAGAAAGCGGGGGAGUCAGGGGAAGCAGGGGGUGCAGGCUCCGACGAGUGGCGGAAGUUCGAGGCCCUGACCGCGGGGGUAGAUUCGAUCUUGAAGAAGACCCAGGGCGACCUAGACCGCAUCAAGUCGACCUCCUUCUUCCAGCGCAAGGCGCCGCUCGAGGAGGCGAAGAAGCCGCAAGAGGAGACCGAGGCGGAGAAGGAGAGCAAGAAGAGGUGGGUGGGCUUCGACAAGGAGGGCAACCCCGUCGAGGAGGAGCCAGGAAAGGGGGCCGAUGAGAAGAAGGAGGACGGAAGAGAAGGCAAGGGGGUAGAGGCCGGCUUCGUCGAGGUCCCGUCCGAGGAUGAGGAGCAGGAUGACUCGGCCGAUGAGGACGUCUUCGACACCGCAUACGUCGAGGUCCUGCAGAGCAUCGACGUCCAACUAGCCUACGUUCCCGAUAGUCCCACUCAGGAGGAGGCAGGGGACGACCCCUUCGACACGACCAGCGCCGACAAGGUGCUGAAGACCGUCGACAAGAAGGGGAACAAAUUGGUAAGUCUCGGGAAUGCCGUCGAGGUGCUCUCGGGACGCAUCGACCACGUGAGCACCUGCAAGUUAGGAGCCUCCAGGAGGCCGAGGACCCAGGACCUCUUGUUGGGCGACUUCGAGGAGAACGGCCAGGCGGAGUUGGGAGCGACGAUCCCGGAUGAGGUCCCGGAGGUUGAGAAGACCCUGCUGGACGACGACUCGGAUCUGCCGGACGUGCCGGUCGAUCUGACCAAGCUACCGCCCAUCCUCGACCUUCCGAAGCCGGUACAGGAGGGCCAGGACGCGAAGAAGGAGAUUUCCCUGGACCUCGCCGAGUUCGACGAGCUGAGAACGAAGGAGAGCGCGCAGGAGGAGGACGAGCUCUUCGACCUAGACACCGAUCUCGAGAUCGCCUUGAACGAGGUCGUGCCUUUGAGGGAAGAGGAGGAUCCGUUCGCCGAGAAGGACGCGCAGGCCGAGUUCCAGACGGAGAUCAUCGAGGCGGUCUUCGAGGCUGCCACGUUCGCCGAUGAGGAGGAUCCCUUCGACACGACUAUCGCGGAUAAUCUUCUGCCAGGGAAGACGGAGCUGAAGUUCAUCGAGAAGGAGUUGGAGGAACUGCCGGUCUCGGAGGUGUCCAUCUCCCUGACGGACCCUGCCGGACUCAACAGGGACUACGAGACGGGGUUGCUGAAGUUGCAGCACAACGGAGACCUAGGAGCCGGGUUUUUAGGUUCGGGGCUGCAGGCCAAGAAGGAUCUUCUAGGAGGCUCCACGACCGAUCUGACCCAACUCGCCGACGAGCCCAUCAAGCCGAUAGAAGAAGAGAUCUCUUACGUGGACCCCUUCGACACUUCCAACAUCAAGGAGCCACCGCCGGGCAGAGGGGAAUUAAAGUUCCUGGAAAAGGAGAUCUUAGGCGAGGCUCCGUCGAAGAUCGACCUCGACGACGACGACGACGACGACGACUUCGACCCACGCAAGGAAGAAAUAUAUUCGACGAGACCCGCUCCUCCAAGGCCAGCACCUCCUUUCCAAGUGAAUUUCGACGAGACCGAGGAAGAGGAAGAUCCCGGAGCCAGGCGUCAAGAUCGAAAGCUGUCGAGACCGGAGGCUCUGGAGAUAGCUCCUACCAAGGUUGUCGCCUUCGAGCUUCCGACCCCUUCUCAGCGUCCGGAUUUGCUGGCAACGUCCGAAGAGGAGAAGGCUAUCCCAUCUAAGCCUCUGACACCGUACUACUCGCAGAAGUCGCUGGAGGAGUGCCUGCCGGAGGAGGACGUCGAAGAGGAACCCGUCGACCCGUUCGACACCAGCUUCGUGGCCAACGUCACUCCAGGGAAAACCGAGCUGAAGUUGAUCGAAUCGGAGCUGCUGGCUCAGCAGGAAGUCCGUCUGCCGCACAGCGUGAGCGACCAGGACCUGGAAGCGAGGUCCCAGGAGGUGGAUUUUGGCAGGAGGCGGUCCGACUUCGCGGCAGGCUCCGUGAGACCUAGGGAUUUGAAAUUCGAGCUCGCCAGUUCGCUCGUACGAGCCUCUGCAGUGGUACCGAUCGCCGAGGAGCCCGUCAAGGAGGUCUUCAGGCAGGAGAGCUUGUUGGAUGCGGAGUUCCAGGUAGACGCGAAGCCUCUGACUCCGAAGAUCGAGACCAGGACCAUCGAGGAGGAGGUUCUUUCCUACGCGGAUCCCUUCGACACGUCCAUCGCGACGAACCUGCCUCCCGGAAAGGCGGAGCUGAAGUUACUGGAGAACGAGCUAGGCCAGAUCCCGGAGCAGCCUCCGGCGGCGCCCAUUUCUCUGGUCCAGGCCACCGUGCUGGGAGUUUCCCUGGAAGACGACUUCGACCCCAGGGCCGAAGAGAUCCGCGAGGUCAAGGACUUCCUGACAUCCGAGGAUCAAGACCCGGGCACCAAGGCGCUCACACCGCUGAACAACAGCUCCAAUUUCAUCGAGGACGAGGAGAUCGACCCCUUCGACACCAGCUUCGCCGCCAUCGGGCCUGGGAAAACGGAGCUGAAGCUCCUCGAUAGAAGACUAAUCAUGGAUUCCAAGGGAGGGAACCCGUUCCUGAUGGACGACUACGCUCCUCCAGCAGAGGCGUCGAACCCGUUCCUGCAGGACUACAUCGACACCGCGCCACCCUCUGGAGCCGAGAACCCAUUCCUCAACUUCUCCUCCGAUCAGCCCUACGAGCCACCCAUGGGUGUGGACUCGACCAACCCCUUCGCAUCCUUCGGUCUGGAGACGACCGACUCCACCGCCUUUGUCGACCCCACCGAGUCCACGGGGCAAACGAACAUCUUCGCGGACCCUCGGUCUCCGGAAGCCGCGAACCUCUUCGGGGACCCUGAAGAACCGACGAUGGCGCCAGAGGAGACGCCAGUCGACGUCUUUGCUCAGCCUCUGGAAGCUCCCAGCGAGGCCCAGCCCAAAGAAACAAAGCCCUCCAGGCCUCCGCCACCUCCCAGACCCCAACCUCCACCCCCACCUCCGAAGAACACUAAAGAUCUCAUCCUCUCCGUCACUGGCGCCAUGGAUGCCACCUCCAACCACCUGCUGGACCGUCUCCAAGCCACCAGGACGCCCAGUCCGACCCUGAUGCACUCUCCCUCCCCAACCCCCGAGCACAGUUUCGCCGACCUCCUGGACGUGGACGGCAGCGUGCCCGAUCUGCUCUCGGACGAUUCCAAGGUGGAGACCUCGAAGACUCAGAACAUCCUCGACCUCUUCGACGCCCCCAACACGGAGACCCUGCCGGCCACCUCCGCGGACUCGAUAUUUUCCGCCGCAAAAAUGCCGGAAGCCACCGUCUCGGUCUCCAGCACGGACACUUCCUUCUCGGUGGGGGUGGUACCAUCGGUUGCAAGCUCCCAGGAGUUUCCCUUCACAGGGAUCCAGGAAGAAUCCAUUGCCGUGGCUCCUGGUGCCGGCGAAGUGGACGUCUCCGUCUCCAGUGACCUGGAGAAGAGGCUAUCCAUCGGUUCGGUCGGCUCCACUCUGUCCGCCGUUGGUGCCGACCUCACCUCCGCGACUACCGACGCCUUCUCGUCCAUCUCGAAUGCCGUCGUGGAUUCUGCAGCUGAAAUCUCUUCCGGAGUGGCCGAACCUCACCCUGCUGAUUCCACUUUCUUCUCCAUGGCCGAUACCAAGGCCUCCGAUAUAUUCGGAACUGGAGACGCGGUACCACCUACCUCAGCCUCCGGCAUGCCGUUCGAGGAGCCGGCCCUCUUCUCUUCACCGGAAGUUGGGUCCACUGCCCAGACUCCUUUCUCUCAGCCUAGUGACGCCUUCGCCUCGGAUUUGUUGGGCGACUUUGGAGCCCCUGGGGGAGACGUCACCGCGACUUCUGUCAGUCCAACUUCUGGAGAGGAGUUCCCUGGGGUUCAAGCCUACACGCCCGAAGACCUGGACACUUUCGCUGCCACUACCAAAGCCAUCGAGAGCACCGGCGAUGCCUUCGAUGCCUUUGCGUCCAAGUUCGACAAGGCUGCGGAGCCCGAACAUGCCGGAGAUCCGUUCUUCGAUCCGUUCGGUGGAGGGCAGACGGCGAUGGACACUUCGAGUGAUGUUUGGGGAGACUCGUCGGUUGCUGGCUCGGAGACCGCAACAGGCUUUGGGGAGAGCGAGGGCUUCGACUCCUUCCUCAGCAUGACGGCUCCACCUCAGGAGUCGAAGAUGAGGAGGUCGGAAUCCGCGGACUCCGACGAAGGACCCGACUUUAGCGUCUUCAUCAAGCCGAAAGAAGGAGAUCAGAGCGCGGUCUUAGAAGGUGGUCCCGUACCAGUGUUGGCUCCACCUCCUAGAAGUCCUCAGAACACAGCUUACGUCGAUUCGUCCCCGCGGUUCAAUCCUUUCGACAAGUCCGCAGGAUUCGCCCAGGAAGCUGUCACGCCCAGCGACACGGCUCAGCCAGAGAUGACCAGAGAGGAUUCCCAGGAAGGCCCACCGACUCCGCUCUUCGACGAGGACGUCAGCCAGCCAUUGGAGGACUUCCCUCGAGUCACCUACACGGGAGAUGGUUGGGAGAUGCAGCUGCGCCAACCCAAUAAGAAGAAAAUCACAGGCCAGCGGUUCUGGAAGAAGAUAUUCAUGCGGUUGGUCUACCAAGGCGACAGUCCGGUUCUUCAGCUCUUCAACGGCAAGGACGACAAGGAUCCCUUCCAGGAGCUACCUCUGCAACCUCACUAUUCCGUCUCGGAUAUCGGGGCUCAACAGUACGAUCAAUAUGGCAAGAUCUUUACGGUGAAGGUGCAGUACAUCGUCUACAGAGAGCGACCUGGAGUCCGACCCGGUCAGGUCACCAAGGCCGAGCGUUUGACCAACAAGCUCAGCCAGUUUGCGGCGUACGCCAUUCAGGGUGACUAUCAGGGUGUCAAGGAGUUCGGGAGUGACCUGAAGAAGCUCGGCCUGCCCGUGGAACACGCGCCUCAGAUUUCGCAGCUCUUCAAGCUCGGGUCCCAGUGCUACGAGGACAUGAAGCAGUUCUCCUGUGCCGUGGAAGAGGCUCUCUUCAGGUUGUCCGCUCACAGGGACAGGGCAUUGACUUACAAGAUGGAAGAGGUCCAGAUCACUGUUGUCGAUGAGCUCUAUGUGGAACAGGACGCGGAAGGCCACGUGGACAAGCAGAUUGCCCGCGUGCGGUUGUUCUUCCUGGGUUUCCUUUCAGGAAUGCCGGACGUCGAGUUGGGAAUAAACGAUAUGUGGAGGCAGGGGAAAGAAGUGGUCGGCAGGCACGACAUCAUUCCUGUGGUGACCGAAGAGUGGAUUCGCCUGGAGAACGUGGAAUUCCAUACUUGUGUGCAGCAGGACGAGUACGAGAAGUCCAGGAUCAUCAAGUUCAGACCACCCGAUGCAUGCUACAUCGAAUUGAUGCGGUUUCGCGUGAGACCACCGAAGAACAGAGAAUUGCCUCUUCAGCUUAAAGCCGUAAUGUGCGUCACCGGAAAUAAGGUCGAGCUGAGGGCUGACAUCUUGGUUCCCGGGUUCACGUCCAGGAAACUGGGCCAGAUCCCGUGUGAGGACGUGAUGGUGCGGUUCCCCAUCCCCGAAUGUUGGAUCUACCUCUUCAGGGUGGAGAAGCAUUUCCGCUAUGGAUCCGUGAAGUCGGCCCACAGGAGAACUGGGAAGAUCAAGGGAAUCGAGAGGAUCCUGGGCACCAUGGAGACCAUGGAACAGCAGUUGAUGGAGGUCACUUCCGGCCAGGCGAAGUACGAGCACCAGCAUAGAGCGAUCGUCUGGAGAAUGCCCAGGUUACCCAAGGAAGGACAAGGAGCGUACACGACGCAUCAGCUGGUCUGUCGGAUGGCUUUGACCUCGUACGAUCAAAUUCCGGAAAAACUGGCGGAGUAUUGUUACGUGGAGUUCACGAUGCCAGCAACGCAAGUAUCCCACACGACGGCGAGAAGUGUCAGUUUGCAGAACCAUGACAGUGACAACCCACCGGAGAAAUACGUCCGCAAUUUGUCCCGUCACGAGUACAGGGUAGGCAUCCAACACACUCAGAGCGAGGAACCCGGGGCAUAUGUCACCGCGACGAUCACCAAGAUGAUUCCGGAAACGACCGAAACUCGGGAAGAACCUCCGGAACCCGCUGCGGAUGCCGACUUCGACUCUUCCGAGUGAAGAACCACAGGUUGCAUUUACUUUAUGUCUAGUCUAAACCAACUUCGUAAGUUAAACCGUACGGAUAAUAAUUACCCGUUCAAGGUGUACGCACUUGGAGGCAUUGCGCGAGUGGUCGAGAUAUACAUAUAUAUAUAUACAUAAAUGAAUAUACAAGGGACAUAUAAAUAUAUCGCGUCGCUUACAAGUUUCUAGUCAAGCUUAAAGGUGGAAGCCAUUAUAGCUGAGUGCAAGUGCUGACAGGGAAUGCCUGUAAGCGAGAAAAUAAUUGCCCACACCGGAAGACUUGGAAGUUCGCGUCACCCUGAUUUGUAGGGAGUUCUUUUGAGGAAGACCAGUCAUCCGUGAGAAUUAUUUUCAAGCCUUCCAGUGUGCGGGAACCAGGACACGUGUAAUCGCAAACGAUAAAUCAGGUAGCCAGGUUGAAUGCGGAGUACCUAUAAAUACGAGGGAAUUAAUUUCUAAGGAGAGACAAUACAGCUUUUUCGUUGGGUUUAGAGGUAGUUGUAAGUAGCGACCCGAGGCGAUUGCGCUUUGCUCGCUCGACGGAGUUUCAAGGACUGACAUUGCAGCUUUGCUGGAUUUUUUCGAGGCAGAUCGACCGGCGGUGAGGCCUUUUAUUGGAAUCAGGAAAUGCGCCGUGUUUCCGGGUCCCAUUAAGAACCGCGAUUCUCUUUGAAUUUAAAUUCUAUCUCCCUGAACCCCCAAGUUAGUCGCGGAGGGGAACUCCCAGAGAACUCGUCAUGAGUCCCGAGACCUUAUUUAAGUCAGGCGAACUAACUCUAGAGGGCUUAAUGUAGAGCUAGUCGUUUUCUAAGCCAUUGAUCGUACGUCGUAAGGCAAGAUCGCAUUAUAAUUUGAGUGGUCUAGAGAUCGCAAUUGCAUUCCGAUAAAUCGUCCUAGAUAGCACCAUGCAGGUGAAAUAACAAAGCGAUCGUAUCCUAUUGUUUUCCGUCAGCAGAUGAUCUACGGCAGUGUUAUCUAGUCACUUUAGGUGAUAAGUCGCAUAUAUUUAUUCGGCGUGUCUAGGAACUAAGUAGCGAGGUAUCGACAAUUCUGGGGGAGAGAAAUAUAAUUGUGUGCAUAAUAUUGACUCGCGGCAGGAUUAACAUUAACGUUAAACUUUUAAGCGUAGUUUCGCGUUAAGCCUAAGGCGUCGAUUGAGUAACGCGAGGCCACCGAUCAUAAUCUAAGCUUCAGUUUUCGUCCAUUUUGAAUUUUCUUUUACCUUCGGUGAUUUCUAACGUCCAUGUGGAACGUACAAGAGACACACAGCUAAACCAAAUAUUAAGAUUAACCCUCGGAUUCGAGAGAAAUAAUUAUACGGGGGCUCGUACGUACCUCGUAUAGGAAAGAUUAUGAUAAAAUACUAUUAUAGGUGUACUGUCGUAAAUAAUACUAACGUACAUAUAAGCAUGAAAAUAACACGAAUAUAUAUAUGUACACAUGCAUGUAUGUAAUAACUGUAAAAUGUCAUGACAUCGCAUGUAGUAACUUUCAUCGAUCUAGGAUUACACGAAUCGAGUGAUUAGGCUAAGCGACUUUUAGCCGUAAGUUUCAGUUUCUGUGGUUUUUUGUUGACCCGUUCUCGUCCUUAAUAAGGAUCCAAAGAGUACACUCUAGUCCCUAGUUCAUAAGGAAACGAACAACGUAACGUUAAGGUUGAGGGUGUUGUAUCUGUACAGUUAUGACUAUUGUUGUUAUUAGCGUUAUUAAUAUCAUUAACGUCACUAACAUUAUUAUUGCGAACGUAAUUCAUGACGAGUUCUAUGUCCGGAGAUUGUUUCGAAGCGUGGACUUUAAUAGACGGCGUAAAAAAUUAAUUAUUCCUCUCUUGGCGUCCAGGUCGGUGCAGUAGAUCAUAUUCAGGGAUUAUCCAUAUUAUUAAAUACAAGGAAAUUAAUUUGAACAUUCCUACGUUGGGAAAAGGUAACGCAAAGGAUUCCGUCAGUCCUUGAAAGAAAUUCGAUCGUGCAAGUCGCAAAUCGACCAGGUAGGGGGAAGAAAAAAGAAAAAAAAAACUGUUCUGUUCCUUUUGAAACCUUAAACGAAAUUUGGGCGAAGUUUCUCGUUAACCUUCACCAAAGAGUAACGUUUCCAGCUCGUGAUCUCAAAAUAUACUCGCACGUGUGAAUCCGAUGUGCAUUUAAGGAAUCGUACGAAUAUGUGCAUGUAUAGAUUAGAAUGUAUCCAGUAUCGUGUAGUAUGAAAUGAAAAUGAAGAGGCCCAAGUCGGUAAUUUCGGAAGAUCGUUAGCGUAAUAUUAAAACUCUACAACUGGUAUAUAUCCUCCCGGGAUCUUAAAUCCUGGCUGUUUAGAAAAUUAGAGACUAAAAGGCGCGUUUCCUUCUUGAUAAUUCUGAAAUUACCGAUCAUUAUCAGGUUAUCAAUUUCCCUACGGGGAUGCGAUAUCCUGGCGGUGCUCUUCCGGUUGCCACACUUCCGAUUAAUGUUAUCCAAGCAUCCGUUGAUUCCUCCAAAAAGUGAAUUUCCAUUUCAUGCGAGUUAAGCGAAUAGGAGGCAGAACGCCUCGUCGAUCUCUCUCUUAUUUAGGAUUACUCGUAGCCAUUACCGUAGUCGUACGUGUGGCCGUUAAUGUAUAAAUACGACAAAUCGGAGAUUAAUCGAAGCCUCUAUGUACGAUGACGUUGUUUCUACGUCACUCGUUACACCUCUAUUAACUAACCCUCUGGGCGAAUAAACCGUGCACAUAAAAGGGAAGCGACUAAAAAACAAACACUAAUCGAGAGGGCUCUUAAGGAUUAGGUGUAAUGACUGUGAAUACGCCCUACCUAUUAAACUAAACUAAACGUA